This is a messenger RNA of Maniola jurtina (meadow brown), 5374 nucleotides long. Its product is annotated as ras GTPase-activating-like protein IQGAP1. Gene Ontology annotation, molecular function: calmodulin binding; GTPase activator activity; actin filament binding. Gene Ontology annotation, cellular component: cytoplasm. The transcript has 15 exons. The coding region runs from base 217 to 5124 and encodes 1635 amino acids. NCBI's taxonomy places the organism in Eukaryota, Metazoa, Arthropoda, Insecta, Lepidoptera, Nymphalidae. The record is from RefSeq and is a predicted model, not a curated record. Gene Ontology annotation, biological process: regulation of GTPase activity; regulation of actin cytoskeleton organization.
UCAAACAUUUUUAAACUUUAAAAAGUGUUUGCUUUGAAAAUCUUGUUUACAAUAAAAUAAUAAUUCAAUAUUCAUGUUUAGAUUAUUUUAGAGCUUUUCGGUGGAGAUAUUGCUUAAUAAUUAUAUAAUGACUCUGAACAAAUAACUUAUCAUUAAAAUUAAAAGUGUGAAUGCAUCUGCAUUCAUUAGUAAAGUUUUAGAGAUUAAGCGAAAAUCAUGGGAAAAGACGCCAGAGAAGUGCUAAUUGGAAAAAUCGACGACUGCGAUGCAGAAACUGUACGCAAAACUGCACAGGAAAUGGAUAUCAUCAGACAAAGGACCAUCGCUUAUGAAUAUCUUUGUCGGCUUGAAGAGGCUAAAGUUUGGAUGGAGUCUUGUCUCAAAGAAGAACUUCCAUCAGCUGUUGCGUUCGAAGAAAGUUUGCGAAACGGCGUUUAUUUAGCAAAACUAGGAAACUUCAUUGCACCUGAUCUUCUACCAUUAAAUAAAAUUUAUGACAUUGACCAAAGGCGUUAUAAGAUAAUGGGUCUACAAUUUAAACACACUGAUAAUAUAAAUAAAUUUUUACAAGUUCUCAAAAGAACUGAACUACCAGUGACAUUUCAGCCAGAAACAACAGAUAUUUAUGACAAUAAAAACAUGCCAAAAGUAAUUUACUGUCUGCAUGCCUUGAGUUCACAUUUAUUUAAACUUGGCAAAGCACCUUUGAUUCAUGAUGUAUUUGGUAAAGCAGUUUUUACAGACGAACAACUAGACUCAGUAUCUAAGGAUCUUCAGAAAUGCAAACAUCCACUUCCAGUUUUUCAAAAAAUUAGUGGGAUUCUGUCUCAAAAUAAUAUACCUGAUAAUAUUGCUACUCAAACAGCUUUAGUUGAACUUAAUAACUUAUUGGAUUCUGAAAAAUCUAUCACCCAUGUAUUAUUAGAUCCUAAUCUUAAAAUAAAAUAUGUACAAAACUGCCUGAUUGAUGAAUAUAAGGAAGUUCUAAAAGCUGCAAAGUAUGAAAAAAUGCAAGUUGCCCACAACCACUCAAUAAAUGACAGUUACGUGCCUGAUGAAUAUGAUGAACUUUUAACAUUUGUCGAAAUUCAGGGAUAUAUUACUGCUACAAAUUACAAAGCUUUAUGGAAAACUUUAUGUAGCGCAUGUAAAAAUAAUGACGUAAACAGCUUGCAUAAAAUAUUUAAUGAGGAAUGGGUAAAAGUUAAAAAUUACGAUUCAAACAAUUUGGAUUUUUAUUGCGAUGUUGUCAUAGAAAUCAUUGAAUCAUGUCAAGAUAUUGAUGUUGAAAGCAUAACAAAUUGGCACAAGAUUUUUCAAAACAUAAUAAAUGACGGAAACCGAAAGUCUCUAGAGCAUAUUGAGCACAAGAAUGCAAUUUCUUACGUUAACAAAGUAUUAGAUGAGGGUACACCAGAAGAUCUUUAUAACGCUCUAACAAGUCCAAAGCUCGGUUUAAAUUUCAAAAUCGAUAAAUAUGCCGCACCGCUUUUGUUUGAAGAAAUGAGAUUAGAGAAAUGUGAGUUAGAGAAAAAUCUUAAUGAAAGUGAAAUAGCUGCGUCUGCAUUAUAUUUAAACGCCGUUGCUGCUGUGUCGCAAGCAGUUGAAAGAGGAGAUGAAGUAACAGUUUGGAAUGCUUUAAAUUCAAAACAGAUACAGUUAGAAACACUCAGACCACACUGCCGACGUCGCUAUUUAUCUGCAUUGGUAACAGCUUUACAGGUAAAAGUAAGAGAACAGUGUGAGUGUCCUUUACUUACACUCGAAGAUAUAAGGGACACUAUUGAAAUGGUCAAUAUGAAGGAUGACGACAAUGAUGAGCUGGUCGAAGUGAUUGACAAUAUCAACAGAGCUGUUGCAGACGAAAAUGUAGACACUUUAAUAAAUUUGUUAAAAAGUUCAUGUCUUAAAUUGCCUCUGUCGUUACAUAAGGAAGAGUAUAAUUUGUACAUGAGAACUUUAAAGAAACUUUUGUUACAAAAGGAUUCUGAAAAUCUCUGGUUUGACGAUAUUGUUAACGCUAUUAGUGAAGUUAACAAUGAAUCUCUGAAAGCUAAAGAAUUGACUGAUGCUCUAGUACAGCUUAAUUUAGCUAUUGUGAAAAAUGACGUGAAAGAGUUUUGGAACGCCCUGACAUCCCCGCCAUUAUCUAGUUUAGGUAUUGUGGAGGGAUCGUGCAGAGAUGUUUAUUUCCAAAUGUUUUCUAAAGCAUUAAAGAAAAAGGGACAACACAUUUGUCCCUGGAUUGUAUGUCACACAGAAGCCGGAAAUACAAUAUACAUUGAUGUGGAAUCAUACACCUAUAGUUGGACCACCCCCAAAGAUUUUGUUCCUUAUGCCCGCUACUUAACGAAAAAAGAUAUUAAAGCCAUUAUCGAAAAGACUAAUAAGCAUCACAUCAAUGCAUACAGACAAAAACUAUUGGAGAAAUCUAUCACACGAUUUCAAGCUUACUGUAGGGGCUAUUUAACUAGACAACAUGUUAAAAGGCUGAAAUUCUUUCGAGAUCACACUGAAUAUGUUAUCAAGAUUCAAGCCUGGUGGAGGCGAGUGGUUAUCCAAAGGAAAUAUGCUACUCUGUUCAGAAUGAAGGCAAUCGAAGCUAAACUAAAUAGAGAAAGGAAGCAAAACCCUUGGGCAUGGUAUAAAUCUCAGGAGCAGAAGAUAAUAAAAAUUCAAGCUCUUUGGAGGGGAGUCCGUGCUAGGAACGCGUACAUUUCACUCUUUCACUCGCCAAACCCACCUUUGCGUGUAGUAAAAAAAUUCAUCCCCAUGCUAGACUUUAGUACUGAAGACUAUGACAGAGAGAUAGAACUGCAAAGCUUGAAAUCAGAAGUUGUUCAGUCUAUAAGAAAAAAUCAAGAGCUUUCUAGGCAAAUAGACGAUAUGGAUUUAAAGAUAGGACUCUUAGUUCAAAAUCGUAUAGCUUUGCAGGAAGUUGCGGCUCAUGGUCUCAAGUUAAACAAUUUAGUGAAACACAACACAACAACUUUGGCAUUGAAUCGAAGCGGCAAAGGUCCUUUGAUGACUGUUUCCACUGCUGUCAAAGGUUUGAAAUCUUUGACGAAAGAAAGUAAGCGCCUGUUAGAUGGUUAUCAACACUUGUUCUAUGAAUUGCAAACAAAUCCUACAUAUUUGUCCAAACUUUUGUUUUGCAUCCCUCAAAAUAAGACUAAUUCCUUUUUACAAAAUGUCGUAUUGAGUCUUUAUAACUUUGGCGCGUACGCAAGAGAUGAAUAUUUAUUGUUGAAGCUGUUCAGAUUUACUCUGGAGGAAGAAAUAAGUUGCAAAGUUGUUAAACCUUUUGAUAUAAUAGCUUCUACUCCGUUAGUGCUAAAAAUGGCUGUCAGUCUAUCAAGACAAUUAACUGGGUUAAACAGCCUCGAAACAAUUAUAGGCCCACUGGUGGAAAUGAUUAUAAAGGAUAAAGAUUUGAACAUAGAAACAGGGCCGGUUGAAAUAUACAAAGCUUGGAGAAAUGAGAUAGAGAUGACGACGGGACAAAUUUCAAAACUCCCUUACACGGUGCCACAAGAAGAGGCUUUGACUUAUCCAGAAGUUAAGUCGCGAUUGGACAAAGCCUUGAGGCAGCUCAAAAAUGUCGUGACUAUAUUUUUGGACAAAAUUACAAGCUCAACGGAACUUAUACCUUUUUGUAUAACAUACAUGGCGCGUGUUUUACAUCGCUCUUUGACUUCGAAAUUUCCUCAUACACCAGAAAAAGAUAUUUUGAAGGUGAUUGGUAAUUUGGUUUAUUAUCAAUUCUUCAAUGCGGCCAUAGUGGCGCCUGAUGCGUUUCACAUUAUCAACAUGCCAAAUGGCGCCAGACUGACAACGGAUCAACGCAAAAAUUUAGCUUCUGUUGCGAAAAUUCUUCAUUUCUCUGCAGCCAAGAAAGGAUUUGGCGAAGAGUCCAGUCACCUGCGCUGCCUAAACCCGUUCAUAGUGGAAUGUCACGAGAAGAUGAAGGAUUUGUUCCGGCGCUGCUGCCGCGGACCCACGCUCGAGGAGUACUUUGCCGUGGACGAGUACACGGAGGCCACGUUGCUGCACUACCCGCACAUCUACAUCACUGUACAGGAAAUCGUAGACACGCACGCUCUACUGAUUGAGUACCAAGACAUUCUAGCACCGGACCCCAGCGAUCGACUCAACGAAUUAUUAGACGACUUGGGAGAAGUGCCCUCUGUCGCACAGCUGGCUUCGCGGGAUGUACCUUCACAAAUGGGAGAAGCUGAAGAGAACGCAAAAUUGGAAGUAUGCCUCGCACUUGUCAACAAAUUUCAAGCUCCGGCGGACGACAUGACCGAUUUAAAUAAACUUUUCAUCAAAACGAAAGAACUCUGUGUAGCAAUCAUCCCCUUUUUAAACGGCGAACAUUUGUUAGAAGCCCUGUGCAUCGGAACGACGAGAGAGCAACAAGAACAAUACCUCGAGAAAGUCCGGCGGCGCAUAUACUCCGGCCAAGCGCGGCCCGACGAAGCGAUGACCCUGCGUGAGCACAUCGCCAAGCUACGGCGCAACCUACAAAUGCUCGAGGAUGAAGGAUACGUUACGCGCGAAGACGGGUACCAAGCACUAGUCACAUCCAUCGCCCUCGAUCUGUGCAACAAAGGAAAAUACAGGCAGGCACAAAGAAGAGCUUUGGCAACUUUGUCCCGAACUAAGCUCAGUCUUAUGGAGAAGACCAAGUAUUACGAGGAGAAAUGCAAGUCAUAUGACCAGUAUAUCAAGUCGUGUUUGGCUAAUCUUCACGCUGGGAAAAGAAGUGUACACGCGUGCUUGAGAUCAGGAAAAGAUAUCAAGAAAAUAAAGUCGAAAUUGACGGUAAAAUAUUCAGCUGCGAAGCUUUUGGAAAGAGGAGUUCUUCUAGAAAUCGAUGGACUUUCAACUUCGCAGUUCAAAAACGUACAGUUUGAAAUCACGCCGACGGAUCACAACGGCGUUUUUACCGUCAAAGGAAAGUUCAUGGGGGUAGAAAUGGAAUCUAUCGAGGUAGACAUCCAGGACCUUUUGCAGAAACAGUAUGAAGGAUGCUCUAUUAUGGAUAUGUUCGGUAAAGCGAAAAUCAAUGUAAACUUACUUAUCUUUUUGUUAAACAGUAAGUUUUAUGGUAAGUCUUAGUAGGUAACUUAAUUUAAGAAUUCUUGACUUUACUAUGAUUUUUACUGUGUAUUUCGAAAUUAUUUUUAUUUAAUGAUGUUAUCAUGACUUUAUAAUCGAAUCUAGUUUUCUAUUACUACAGAUAUUUUAAGCUGCAACGAGACAGGUCUGCCCGCGAAAUUCAAAUUUAAUUUGGUUCUUCGCAAUUUGUAAACCAAUACGACAAAGUAGGCUUAUGGCAUUCUAAUUCCGACAAUGGCAGUAUCAUCUU